GGCGGCCAUGCUGCCCCGGUCACAGCGCGGCGCGCCCAGCACCUGCACGGAGGGAGCAUCCAUCCUCCACGAGGACUUACAAAGGCAGUCUGAUGAAGCUUAGUGAUCGUGUUGUUUUAUUUAACUUUCAUUAAAGUGUGCUCUCGGAUUCUAGAUUUUUAUUACACAUUCCACGGACUGAAAUUGAUUACAAUGAAUCUGGAUUAUUCCUGGUCAUAACGGCAGCGGCAUUUACCGGAUGAUUGCACUGCCUUUUAUUGUGGUGUGAACUGUUCAUGGAAUAAUAUUUUGGAGGAAGAAGCUGUGCAGGUAUUACGCAUUUGUGCCGAGUGUAAGUAAAUCAUGCUCGCAUGCCGCACGACGCCCCUCUCUCAGAGGGGGUCACCCCGCCAUCUGAGCUUUCCCCGGCAGGCGUGAGACACCGAGUCGUGUAGACCCGGGAGCCGGUGACCAAAAAAAGUGCAUCGUGCUUUCAUUGCAAGACAAAAAUAACCGAAACGUGUCAUCUACGGUCAAAAUGGCUCUGAACAGAAGCAUCGAGCUGGAGCACUUCGACGAACGGGACAAGGGUCGGCGCUCGACCCGCGCCACCGGCUCCGGUUCUCAGUCCGGGUCCCGGGCGAGCAGCCUGGUGCCCAGCCCCGCUCAGUCCGCCAACUGCAGCUUCUACCGGACCCGCACACUCCGCGCGCUCAGCUCCGAGAAGCGGGCGCGCAAGGUACGCUUUUACCGCAACGGGGACCGCUACUUCAAGGGGCUUGUCUACGCCGUGUCCAACGACCGCUUCCGGUCUCUGGAUGCGCUGCUGGCUGAGCUGACGCGCGCGCUCGCAGACAACCUGCACCUGCCGCAGGGCGUCCGCACCAUCUACACGGCGGACGGCAGCAAGAGAGUGACGAGCUUAGACGAGCUGGUGGAAGGUGAAUGCUACGUUUGUGCAUCUAACGAGCCCUACAGAAAAGUGGACUACACCAAGAACGUGAACCCUAACUGGGGCUCUCGGCUGGCUGGGACAGGCACGGUGCCCGGGGUUGGCCGUCAGGGUUCACUCGGGGGCACACGGGCACCAGGGGAGGGCAAAGAAAGCAAAGACUUUAUUAAACCUAAGCUUGUGACGGUGAUCCGGAGUGGUGCGAAGCCACGCAAGGCUGUCAGAGUGCUGCUGAAUAAAAAGACGGCUCACUCUUUCGAGCAGGUGCUGGCUGACAUUACAGAGGCCAUUAAACUCGACUCUGGAGCCGUGAAGAAGCUGUACACGCUAGACGGGAAGCAGCUGACGAACCUGCAGGACUUUUUUGGUGAUGAUGAUGUGUUUAUCGCAUGCGGUCUUGAGAAGUUCCGCUAUGCUCAGGACGAUGCUGCGAUCGGACACGCAGGGAAAGCCUCGGCCGCUGCGUUCGUUAAUGAGUGUAAGAUGAAAUCAUCCAAGUCAUCAGCUCCUGUUAAGUCCACUACCCCAAGAGGCUCUGGCUUUUUUAGGUCAAAAUCACCUUUGUCAGCCAACGAGGAUUCCAGAAGUCAGAGCCCAACUGCCAGGUCAUCGAAAUCCCCGACCAGCCCAGCAAGUCCACACGGCCAUAAGAUCUCUUCCCGUCAUGUAUCUCCUUCCCCUCCUCCCUCCGGAGAACUGAAUGGAGAAGAGGACUUGAGCCCAGAAGUAAAUGGAAAUAAGCCGCAGUCCUCCAUCAUCACCGAUAAAUACGAAGUAGGGAAAGUCAUCGGGGACGGAAACUUUGCAGUGGUCAAAGAGUGUGUGGAGCGGGCCACUGGGCAGGAGUAUGCUCUGAAGAUCAUAGACAAAGCCAAAUGCAGUGGGAAGGAACAUCUGAUAGCCAAUGAGGUGGCAAUAUUACGCCGGGUUCGGCACCCCAGCAUCAUCCUUUUGAUUGAGGAAGUGGACACCCCCACAGAGCUCUACUUGGUCAUGGAGCUUGUUAAGGGAGGAGAUUUGUUUGAUGCCAUCACCUCUUCCACAAAAUACACAGAGAGAGACGCCAGUGCCAUGGUGUACAACCUGACCGGAGCUCUCAAAUACCUGCACCGCAUGAGCAUAGUGCACAGAGAUAUUAAGCCAGAGAAUCUACUGGUUUGUGAAUAUCCUGAUGGUACCAAGUCUCUGAAGUUGGGGGAUUUUGGUCUGGCCACUGUAGUGGAGGGGCCGCUUUAUACCGUGUGUGGAACACCCACUUAUGUUGCGCCUGAGAUUAUUGCAGAAACAGGGUAUGGUUUAAAGGUGGAUAUCUGGGCAGCUGGUGUGAUUACAUACAUCCUCCUGUGUGGUUUUCCUCCAUUCCGGAGUGAGAGGAACCAGCAGGAGGAGCUGUUUGAGCAGAUCCUACGGGGCCGACUGGAAUUUCCCUCUCCUUACUGGGACAAUAUCAGUGCCAGUGCCAAGGAUCUGAUUGGUAAAAUGCUGCAGGUGAAUGUGAGUGCACGCUACACAGCAGAGGAGGUUUUGUCACACCCAUGGGUCCUGGAUGAUGCCAUGCUGGAGAACAACAUGAUGUGUGAGACAUUGGAUGCAGUCAAAACUGAACAUACACCUGACAGCACUGCAACAGAAACACAGUUAUAUGAGCCGCAAGGUAACGAGCAAAGCUGAAGGUAGACAACAAGAGGACCAGCAGAAGAGAAGCUCGCUGCUUACCUGCUCAAUUAACAACAACCUAAAGAAAUACUUUACCCAGAAAUGUGAACAUGGCUGACAGGAUGCUAAUUAGAGCCUAGCUUCUAUUUUAUAGCCACGGGUCAUAUUCAGAGUUGAGUUAAAUGCUUGUAGUAACGUAAUACAGAUAUUAGACAGUCUUAUUCAUAUAUCCUUCUUUCUCAUUUAUAAACUCUCUUGGCUUUAUACUAGAUCAAAUCACAAAAACAACAAAAAAAGGAACACUAUUUCCUACUUUCUUUGCAGUCCCUAUUUUCUAUCCCACUGUUUAGGGGUUAGAAAAGUGUUUAAUAGGGCAGUGAGAUAGAUGUUGUUAACAGUCCCUGACUUGGAUGUUUGUACUCAAGAAAAAUCUGGCAAUGUCAGAGGUUUGACCUACAUGCAGAUGAUUUUAAUAAUCAGAAUGAGCUGUAAUUCGGCAGGAAAAAUCAACGUAAUGUGUCUAUAACCCAACUCUGAAUACAAGGAACUUAUUGACUGUGAGCAUUUCUGGGUGAAGAGCUUGAUGCUCGACUGAAUGGAAGUCCACUGAGCUGUGAUUAAUUACACCAGACCAGCAAGACCUCUCUCUCUAGUUCUCCUCUCUCACAUUCUUCUGACCCUGUCUCAUUUGAUCUUCAUCGGUCUUUUCCUGUACUCAAAUGAACAAAACCCCCAACCCCACCCAAACCCGAUCCCACCCACCCACCUCCCCUGACCGAACCCACCCCUACACUAUGAACUUUUUUUUUUUUUUUUUUUUUAAAGAGGUGAAUCAUAAGAGGACUGCAACAAAUUGCACAACAAUAUGGCAAAAACCAACACAAGACCAGAACCUGUAGUCUCUAAUCUCAUGCCUAUGGUGGCACCUGGUGCGUGAUCGCUUGCAGAUUCUCCAAACAAACCAGCAACCUCAUUUCUACUCCGCUGUGCCAUUCUUUGCCUAGUGCUCUCUUUUUCUGUAUAUACAGUCUCUCGAUGUGAAAAAUCAUUGAUCUGAGUCAGUAGAUUAAUCCAUGUCGGUAUACUUAGAGCUAGGGCUGGGCAAUAUGACGAAAUAAUAUUAAUAGUGUAUAAAUUAUAGAUUAUGUCUUUCUUAGAUAUCCCUUUUAUUUUUUAGAAUAUUUAUAAUUUUUUUUUAAAAAAUAUUUAAAUUCAAGGCAAAAUGUUUGGAAUCUAAAAUUUGGUUCUGAAUCUUUCAAUUUGUACAAUUUUAGUCAAUUUAAUUUAAAUGCAUUUAUAUUAAUUCAGAUUUGUUAUUAUUUUAAGUAAUUUGACGCCAAAGUAUCACCAAAAAAUUGUCAUAUUGCCCACCCCUUAGAACCGUAGACCUUUCAGACACUCAACAGACAUAUCAUUUCCUACAUAAACUGCAUCCGAUGGUGUGUGCACUAUAGAAGGAAGCACCUGAAACUUUGUGUCCUUUGGCAACCUGAUUUCAGGAAGUGAUCAAGUUUGCAUUAUGCCAAAAUAUGGCUGGCAUCCAACGGCUAAAGAGAAGUAAAAUGCAGUAUUGUCAGUGUGUGUGUGUAUGUGUGUGUCCAUGAUUUGGCGCCUUGUAGUCUUUCUCAAAAAUGUAGUGAUCCAUUUUUUCAUCUAGAAGAGAAAAACGGGAAUGCGAAUGACAUGGAAUGAUUGUCAUAUGUGGAAUAGUAUUAACUUUUGUACCAUGAAUAUUUAGACCAAGUGUUUCAUGUCUGCGCUGUAGGAUCAGUUAUCUCAUGUUUUACUUUGUACCGCAACAAUACAUCGUUAGUAGCUGGAAAAGGAUUUGUGUGUUUCUUGACUCCAUAGACCUUUUUUUUUUUUUAAAUAAAAAUGCAUGACAAUGA
Messenger RNA from Hemibagrus wyckioides, 4476 nucleotides. Its product is annotated as serine/threonine-protein kinase DCLK2. NCBI's taxonomy places the organism in Eukaryota, Metazoa, Chordata, Actinopteri, Siluriformes, Bagridae. The transcript has 16 exons. Gene Ontology annotation, molecular function: protein kinase activity; ATP binding. The coding region runs from base 518 to 2602 and encodes 694 amino acids. Gene Ontology annotation, cellular component: microtubule cytoskeleton. Gene Ontology annotation, biological process: protein phosphorylation; intracellular signal transduction. The record is from RefSeq and is a predicted model, not a curated record.